AUGAAAGCGCCGGGCCCCAAGCAGCAGGAUCCCGUGCGGACUGCUCAGCCUCCCGAUGACCCAAACGGCGUGUUCCGUCGGGAUGCAGCCAGAAGAGAUGUCAGCAUCAAAAAGCAUCAGGCCAAUAUGACAAUUGGGAUUAACAGGCUAGAAGCUGGCAAUGCCAUAAACCAGGAAACCACUGCUUUAUUUUUACUGGUGUUCAAUACGUGUGAGAGGAAAAGUCCUAUGCUGCUAAACUAUGAAUUCUACGGUGUUAAACAUAGAUCUGAACUGAAAAAUGGAGGAGAUAAUUUCUGUGCUGGUUGUGAUUUGAACAGGCUGGUCCACGACCUGACCUCAUUAAAAUUGGAACAACGUGUCACCAGAGGUCCUGGCCCCCAUAAGUCUGCAGCAUCAAAUAAGAAGUAUGAGUACAAACUGGCCAUGAAUAACUUUAGGCUGGAAAUAAGAGGGUUCCCAGUAUGCAGCACUAGUGGACUUGAAGUAUCUCUUCUAGCCAACUGACACGCUUUGGAGGAAAGAGCUCUUUGGAGUCUUCUGCGUCGUUUUGGUGUGCUUUUGAGAAAGAGUCUACAGAAAAAGCAAAUGCUGACUAUCUAA
Molecule: messenger RNA, 603 nt
Organism: Tauraco erythrolophus (red-crested turaco)
Lineage: Eukaryota; Metazoa; Chordata; Aves; Musophagiformes; Musophagidae
Source: RefSeq, a predicted model, not a curated record